CAGCAUAUACCCCAUUGCAUACAAAUGCCUUCCUUUUUUUUCUCUGUCCUACUUCUCUUGCAACUUUUCAUUUAUUCCUAUCCUCAUUAGACUUUUCACUUCUGCUUUACUAACCCUUAUUUGCAUUUCUACAUUUUGUUUUGUUAACGCCCUUUUUGCUAAUCUGUCAGCCAGUUUAUUUCCCUUUAUCCUAUCAUGACCUGGAUCCCAAAUAAACUUCACCUCCUUUCCCUGACUUGUUAUUUUUGUUAUACACUGGAGUUCUCCAUACAAAAUAUCUUGUCUAAUUGAAGAAAAUGAACUUAAACUUUAGAAAGCUGGUGUGGAGUCUAAAACUCGAAAUGACGAGACAGAGCACAUUUAUACAAGAGGGACUAGUCCACAAUAAACAAGAAGGGGGAGACAAAAACAGACAAUUAAUAACAACAAUAAACUAAGCCAAAUAUCUAAUUAUUUUUCUGAAUAAUAGUUAAAUAAAUUCUAAACAAAGCAAAACUACGUAUAAAUCUGAAGAAACAAACACUGCAAAUCAUUAAUGAAAUGAAACUAAACAUCAGCUCUCCCUCUAAGCCAUUAAGCCAAUGGUGUCGGCAGGCGGAACCAAAAGACGGCACUUGGCUACAGCCUGCAUGUCUGCCCUUUAGUAUGUCAGACCACACCCGGAAUCUCUGCCACUCCUUAUCAGCACUGCAGCAUGGUAACUUUAAUGCAAAGGAAUCUAAAUUAACAAAACAUACAGAAAAAUAACUAAUUUUGUGUGCACCCAAAAUAAUGAUAAAUGUACUGUGAAUAAUAAAUAAAGUAAGAAACAGAAACAGUGAAUGUGUCUUAUUUAUUCAGGAAAUAUUCAAGGAAACUAUUAAGGAAACUAAAUGUAACAACUCCAUUUAACUAAACCAAUAAAUAAUCUUAAAUGUAUGCAUGUGUGCGUGCAUGUCUUACUCUUAAUCUGUGGCCACUAUACUGGCCAUCACAGGCUAGCACCAAAAAAUACAGAUACUGGUUGUAGACAAAGUGCAGCCAGUUUUGGGCUUAAAAACAUGCGAGCGACUGGACUUAGAAAAGAAAGUCUUUAUGGCUAAUCUGCAAAAUGACACAGACGAUGAUACACUUCUUAACCAAUAUGAAGACAUUUUUGAGGGCUUGGGAUGCCUUCUAGGGGAACAUAAAAUAAACAUUCACCCCCAAGUGGCAUCCAUCAUUCAUGCCUGUCGAAAGGUUCCCUUUGCAUUAAGAGGAAAGCUUAAGGAAGAACUUACCCAUAUGGAAAAAUUAGGAGUGAUAGCUAAAACCGAAAAGCCAACAGAUUGGGUUAGCUUGUUACAUAUAGUAGAAAAGAAAAAUGGCCAGCUCCGAAUCUGUCUGGAUCCAAGAGAUCUACACAAAGCUAUCAAAAGAGAGCACUUCAAGUUACUUAUUAGAGAGGAAAUCAUGUCACAAUUUGCAUUGGCAAAAUGGUUUAGCAAGUUGGACAUUUCUACAGGAUUCUGGCAAAUGAAGCUGGAUAAGGCAUCAUCAAGGCUCUGCACCUUCAACACCCCUGAGGGCAGAUACAGAUCUCUCAGGUUACCGUAUGGCAUACUUUCAGCACCAGAGGUGUAUCACAAAACCAUAAGAUUGAUCUAUGAACACAUUCAAGGUGUGGAAACAAUGAUGGAUGACAUCAUAAUCUAUGGCGCAACUAAAGAGGAGUACGAUGCCAGACUUAGGGUAGUGCUUGAAGUCACUCGAAAAGUCAAUUUGAAGCUCAACAAAGAUAAAUGCGAAUUUGGAGUGAAAUCCCUAACCCUUCUGGGAGAACUCAUCUCAGAGGAGGGUGUAAGGCCUGAUCCAAAGAAAACAUCCGCAUUAGAAAACAUGGAGCAGCUACAGAACAAAGAUGAUGACGCUUUCUAGGUAUGGUUACGUACCUGGGGAAAUUCAUUCCACAGCUUUCUGCAGCCUGCACCACUCCGCAGUUUCAUUCA
Danio rerio (zebrafish) is the source of this 1967-nucleotide messenger RNA. The record is from RefSeq and is a predicted model, not a curated record. NCBI's taxonomy places the organism in Eukaryota, Metazoa, Chordata, Actinopteri, Cypriniformes, Danionidae.